AAAGUUCCCUUUUUUUAAGAUAUUUUCACCAACCUCAGCAAUUAGGAGCUUCACUCAAUCGCAAGCCAUAAUUUCCAGAAGUAUAUUUAAUUUUCGGCGCGCAGUUGAGUUCCUUCCUGUUUUUUCCGGUUUUUAGCUAUAAUUUAUCAUACAUUUUUUGCGACUCUCGCUGGCCACGUUUCUCGAUGUUUGGGCUAUUAAACAAAUGAGCUGCACAUUUAGCCACCAUUCCGGCAAGUUGGCAAUUUAUCAGUGUCAGCCCGUGGACCGGCUGAAAUUCCACGACAGGAUUCAGUUGCGCCAUGUCCUCUCUAACGGUUAUACUGCGCGUGCUGGCCGUGCUUACCACAAUUGUCGGUUGCAACGUCUACAGGUUUAUGCCGCACAGUUGCACGUUCCGACGUCGGCCGAAAUUGCAAAGUCUGAUCACGCUGCUGCACAGCUUCUGGCUGCGUCCGUGGAUUUUUAUUGCCAGCUAUCUGCAUGCGAGAUUUUUUAUUUUACGUUUUCUGCUGACCAUCUCGGCGGAUGUGGAAGAUAGUGAUAAGGCCCUAACGUUGGUGUAUUACCUAAGUGCCCUGACAUUCAAAUAUCAGAAUAUAAUCACAUCCAUAUCGAUCACAUAUAUCUAUAAGUAUCAUCUGAAGAACAUUGAGCGGACUCUCAAUGAAUUUGCGAAUAUAUAUCAGCGAUUUAUAAGACGCUUUGGCCAUGCACCGCGCAUCAAUUGGUGGCUCUUUUUCGUUUAUUUUACGGAAUGGUUUACUCUUGCGGUGCCGGUCACCCGGUCAAGUGGUUUCACUCGAAUACCCUAUGUGGGGGAGGACUCUCCGAUGGACAAAUUUCUGAGCUGGUCAGCUGUGCUCUUUGUUAGCCUGCAGCCAUUAUUUCUGUCCCUUGCGGCGCACUUGGGAUUUCUGCUGCUGCACGGAUACUACGAGAAGGAGCAGCAGCUGCUGCUGCAAUACAAACAACUACGCACAGAUGAUCUAUUGGAAAACUAUGUGUCCUUGAUGCAACUGAGGCAACACUUCGAGCUGCUGUUGCGUCCAUUUGUGUGUGUUGGCUUGUUUUCGGAGCUGAUUAGUUGCAUGUGUAGCUUCCAUCUACUGCUGUAUGAUACACAUAAAUUGGGCCUUCUGCUCUAUACGAUUCUCGGUGCUCUGCUAUAUCCCUUGUGCUUUGUUUACCAGUGCCAGUUCAUCAAAUCGGUUGAGCAACAGUUCGGGCAUGAAUUGCUCAGGUUUCAGAACAAUGGCAGGCGACAGAAGCAGCUACAAAUCUUCUGCCAUUACAAAUUGGUCUCUUAUUACACCUUGGAUCGCAGCAUGUUAAACAUAUUCAACUUGAAUCGCAGUCACAUUUUGGAGUGCUUGUAUGUUAGCUGGAUAUUUGCCAUGUUCACCAACAGCCUUCUGGUUAACUCUCCACAUGCCUGGGUCCAACAUAAUGCCAAUAAGGAGCAUGGUAUCCUAUAGAUUGCUUAAAUAUAAAUAUUUUAAAUUAUUUUUAUUUCUUUUUUAGUAAAUAACAAAAUUUCUAGAAUUUUUAAAAUUUUUCUCAUUUAUUUUUU
Messenger RNA from Drosophila montana, 1573 nucleotides. RefSeq names its product Gustatory receptor-like 36b (gene Grl36b). Lineage: Eukaryota; Metazoa; Arthropoda; Insecta; Diptera; Drosophilidae. The transcript is spliced from 2 exons. The record is from RefSeq and is a predicted model, not a curated record. The coding region runs from base 303 to 1478 and encodes 391 amino acids.